UACACUUCCCAGUGCCACCCAGUAGUGCGUGCGCCUGCGCACUGUUUGGUUUGGGCGGGGCUACGUGUCAGUGUCGGGCUCUUGCUGCCCCUGCACAGCGCGCUCCGCUGGUUCUGGGACAACAUGGCGUUGAAAAGGAUUCAGAAGGAACUGAUGGACCUGCAGAGGGAUCCUCCGGCUCAGUGCUCUGCCGGUCCGGUUGGUGAAGACUUGUUUCACUGGCAGGCGACUAUCAUGGGCCCCAAUGACAGCCCUUUCCAAGGUGGCGUUUUCUUCCUCACCAUUCACUUUCCCACAGAUUAUCCUUUCAAACCCCCUAAGGUGGCAUUUACAACCAAAAUCUAUCACCCCAACAUUAACAGUAAUGGCAGCAUUUGCCUGGACAUCCUGAGGAGCCAGUGGUCUCCAGCUCUGACUGUAUCCAAGGUGCUGCUGUCCAUCUGCUCACUUUUGUGUGACCCCAACCCAGACGACCCUCUGGUGCCAGAGAUCGCUCACACGUACAAAGCAGACCGGGAGAAGUAUAACAGACUAGCACGAGAAUGGACAAGUAAAUAUGCAAUGUAACCCGCUCGAAAUAGCACAGCCAGACUGACAGACUGGAGAGGGUAGAGGCCCUCCCGACUUCUCUUGUUUAUCUUCUUGUGCCAACAUGCCCGCAACGUUUUUAUAGAACACCGACCAACCAAAAAUAAAGCAACUCCGAGGACGCUCCCGCCCUUUACAUUCAGCUCUCUGCAGCCUGGCUGAGGAAUAGUCGCCCAUUCCCACAUCUGCUGCUGUUAUACUAUUCUCCUUCUACGCCUGAAUCCUACGGGCUGAGAACCUUCCCCAUGUGCACUGAAACCCUCCCCCCUCCAUGCUGUCCAGAUGCUCAUAUCACCUUACUCCCUUCUUUAAAUAACUCAGGACAUAGCAGUUUGUUUGGGAAGGGUCCCAUGAUCCUGCCCUCCUUCUCCCCCUCUGUAGCCCUCCCUUUCCCCAGUCCAGAGUAGCAUGGCUGGCAGCUGUUGUUGCUGGAACAAGAGAAGACUUUUGUGGAAACUGGAGGAAGAUCAAGCAUUUGUCUCCAGGCCUUUCAUUCAUCGGUGAAGUCCUUCUCGUCCCCUUACCUGUCGUUUGCAUGGAGUAGAAGAUCCGAAAUGAAUAUGGAAUGGUGUGCAAUGUGUCUGGCACGCUCUUGGUACUGUUUGCAGGGCUACACUCCACAUACAGUCUGCCCUAAUGAACCGUGCUCCUUACAUUGUACGGUCCAAUGGUGGUACUUUGUAUCGUCCUAACAUCUCUGUGGAUAAACCCGCUGUGUGUACUAGUUCCAGAUUGUGUAGCAGCCCCCUGUGUUACUUUUAUCAUCACACACUAAUGCAUAUCAUUUUUGUGCUUUUUUAGUAGAUUUAACUCUAUUUGAAGGGCCCUGUUAUUGUAAACUAGGCUAAACAGUGGACAUGUAGUGCUGGAAACCAUUUAUAUACUGUGUUAAAGAGAACCUCUCGCCUCUCCGGACGUGUCUGUUUUGGUAAAUCCUUAUAUUCCCCAUUCCGGAGCAUCUUUUCUUGUAAGAUUGUGUUGUUCCUCUGUAAUUCCUCCUGAAGGUUUAUAAAUACAUUGGCAAGUGGGUCUUAACCAUUCCGCUGUAAGCAUUGAUUGGCCAAUGUCAGACACCCAGUAGUCCGUUUAUUUAUACACGUUUGGGAGGAGUAACAGAGGAAAUACACAACGGCUAUGGGAAAGAAUGGUCCAAAGUUGUUAUAUUGUGAGACAUACAUUUACUAAACAGGUGCAUCAGGGGAGGUGAGCGAUCCUUUUUAAAGGAUCUCAUCUAGAACGGAGCACCCAAAGUUAAGCAGAGCGCACCGCACAUGCACAGCCACCCUCUAUUCAUUUCUAUGGGAGUGGUGAAAAUAGCCAGGCGUGCCGCUUGGCUAUUUUCUCAACUUUCAUUAAGAUGGAGAGCGCACUGCACAAGCGCGGCCAACCCUCCAUCCACUUCUUUGGAACUCCCGGCAAUAGCUGAGCCAGCGCUUGGCUAUCUUUGCUACUCCCAUAGAAAUGUGUGGACGGCGGCUGCGCAUGCGUGAGGUGCUCUUGUUCACUUUGCGAACUGCGUUCUAGAGAUGGGUGGGACCCGCACUUGUCUGACAUUGGUAGCAUAUCCUAUCGCUAUACUACUAAUGAUUGACAUGAGGGGUUUCCAGGAUUGAAGUAUUCUGCCCCCCCCCCCAGACACACACACACACACACAGGGAAUGAGCUGCAAUCCCAAGCACAACCCAAGGACAGGAGGGGGCUCCGUUUCUGCAGAAAAGCAGGGUAAAUCGUGUGUCCAUGUAGGCUAGGACAAGAUAUCUGAAUGUAUCUCAUUGUUUAUACAGGUGAAACUCGAAAAAUUCGAAUAUCAUGCAAAAGUUAAUUUAAUGUUCAUUUAAUGCAAAUUAAAAGGAAUUGCAUUAAUGCAGCUUAAAAUUUUAAUUUUGUGAAAAGGUUAAAUAU
Bufo gargarizans (Asiatic toad) is the source of this 2490-nucleotide messenger RNA. It is a transcript of the gene UBE2D4, whose product is annotated as ubiquitin conjugating enzyme E2 D4 (putative). The coding region runs from base 124 to 567 and encodes 147 amino acids. The record is from RefSeq and is a predicted model, not a curated record. NCBI's taxonomy places the organism in Eukaryota, Metazoa, Chordata, Amphibia, Anura, Bufonidae. Gene Ontology annotation, biological process: ubiquitin-dependent protein catabolic process; protein polyubiquitination. Gene Ontology annotation, cellular component: nucleus. The transcript has 7 exons. Gene Ontology annotation, molecular function: ubiquitin conjugating enzyme activity.